This is a messenger RNA of Peronospora matthiolae, 441 nucleotides long. NCBI's taxonomy places the organism in Eukaryota, Oomycota, Peronosporomycetes, Peronosporales, Peronosporaceae. The record is from the annotation of a GenBank genome assembly.
AUGGACAAGAUGAUGGCGAUUCUCGGGGACAUCAGCAAUAGAAUGAUACGCUUGGAGUUGUCCCAGAGAGAGCAAGCCGAGAGGGACGUCAGGGAACCUUCGGAGUCUUUUUUCAAUUCAGUCCUGGGAGCUGGAUUGACUCUCAAAGCUUUGGAUGGAGAUCUUCCCCGGAAGAAGUAUCCAACCGAUUUUGAAGCAAGGCGUCAAGACUUCGGAUAUGUUGGCGUGCAUCGUGGCGAAUACGGUGGCGCGGAAGCCAGGAUGGGUGCGGUGCCGGAACCGACAAACCCCAGGCAAGAAACAUCCCCGGACAUAUACCCCGGUGUCGGCAUGCCUGACAGGUUUUUUGCCGACGAAGACCCUCAAGUCUACGGGAUGCCGGACGCGAAGGAUCGGAAACUCGCACUUCAAUCAUUCGACGUCAAGGAGCUCUACCUGUGA